Fusarium venenatum is the source of this 1122-nucleotide messenger RNA. The record is from RefSeq and is a predicted model, not a curated record. Lineage: Eukaryota; Fungi; Ascomycota; Sordariomycetes; Hypocreales; Nectriaceae.
AUGGCAUCAAUCCAAACGUCCUCGCUUCUUGCUCUUGCAACCUUAGCAGUACAGAUCGCUGCUCACGGCCAUGUCGACUGGAUUAUCACUAACGGAGUAGCAUACCGAGGAUACGAUGCUCCAGCAUUCAAUUGGAAUCCAACCCAGUUCCCCGUCGCCGGAUGGAUCACUGGCGCAACUGACAAUGGCUACGUGGAACCAAACAGCUUCUCCGACCCUGAUAUCAUUUGCCACAGAGCCGCUAGAAAUGCUCGAGGGCACAUUGCCGUGUCUGCUGGCGACAAGAUCAAUCUCAAAUGGAACGAUUGGCCAUCAUCUCACAAGGGCCCUGUCAUCGACUAUCUAGCCAAGUGUCCCGGAAACUGUCAAGAAGCUGAUAAGAGUGAACUUGAGUUUUUCAAGAUUGGCGAAGAGGGUCUUAUUGACCUGUCUAAGGAUAGUGGCCACUGGGCCUCUGAUGUUUUAAUCAGCAACCAAAACAGUUGGACUCUCCAGAUUCCUUCGGCGUUGGCUUCAGGAAAUUACGUUUUGCGUCAUGAGAUUAUCGCUCUCCACGGGGCAGGGCAGAGAAACGGUGCUCAGAACUAUCCCCAGUGCUUCAACAUCAAAGUUACAAAUGGUGGAAAUGUACUUCCUGAGGGUGUCAAAGGCACCAGUCUUUAUAAAUCCGAUGACCCGGGUAUCCUCUUCAACCUCUACGUACCCAGAAGCUCUCUGUCCUACGAUGUCCCUGGGCCUACACUGGUGCCAGGCCUUCCUUCGUCAGUUGAGCAAAGAACGACAACGGCCACUGCGACAUCCAGCGCCACAAUUCCAGGCCAACAGACCACGUCUUCGUCGUCUUCGUCGUCUUCCUCAUCCUCAUCCUCAACGACAACGACAACGACAACGACAACAUCCUCAUCUUCUGGCUCUACAAUUUUGCAAAGCACAAGCAGCAGCCAAGGAACAACACUCAUAACUAUGACUACAAGCAAGUCUGACUCCACCCCGACUGGCGAUAUAAUGUGUGGACCGGUACAUGGCCUGGCGAAAUACUCCCAGUGCGGAGGCAAGAAUUACGUUGGUCAGACUCUUGAGAGAACUGGUAUUCCUCUCAUGUUUUCAAGCAGUUCCCAAUAA